Messenger RNA from Ambispora gerdemannii, 1134 nucleotides. Lineage: Eukaryota; Fungi; Glomeromycota; Glomeromycetes; Archaeosporales; Ambisporaceae. The record is from the annotation of a GenBank genome assembly.
AUGAUUUAUGUAGGAGUUAUCCAAAAUUCUUCAAUAAGAUAUAGAAAGUAUGUUGAUUUAGCAUCAGUAGAGAUUGCCUUUUUGAGACCUGACAGCAACAAUUUUACAUCGUCAUUUAUACUUUAUGAGAGUCAGACAGUGAUGUAUACUCAUGUGAAUAUAGCUAUACAUUCAUGUUAUGUCACUUUUCUCUUAACUGGAGCAAAUAUAGAAAUACUUAAUUUAGAAAACUUGCCUAGUUUCAUAGGAAAAAAUCCAGAAGAUCAUGUUCAGUUACUUUUUUAUGGAAAAACUUCUUUCGAAUACAAAAAUACAAAGUUACUCGACGAAACAUCAAGACCUGUUACAAUAUCAACUGGAAAUAUCUCAAUAUAUAAAUAUGACGAUAAACAUUUCCGACAGUAUAUUCCAACACAAGAUUGCACAUUGAAUAAUGAAACAACAAUAUCAUGCAACGUUCUCUCGAGUACAUUUAACGAAUAUGAUAGCAAAUAUUACAUUCAAGUUUCAGACAAUUUUGCAAAAGAUAGAAUAUUUAACGAGCCAAUAACUGGAAUUUCUGACCGAUUAUGGAAUUUUCAAGUUGAGAAAAAAGAUGGAAACCCGAGAUUCUCAGGGUCUGUAAGGGGCUUGCUUUGUCUAAACGAAGAUGGCAAAAAAGAUUGGGAAAUAAAUGAUCAUCAUAAAUUUUAUGAUGACCUGAAAAAGCAAUUAGCGGAUAUUAUACCAGUUGACGAAAAAAAACUAAAACCCAGUUAUCGUUCCCAAACAAAUUCUGAAUGCAAAACUGCUCUGCUGUCAUACGAAAUACUUACUGAUCAUUUUUCAGAAAAAACAGUCAUGGAUAUAAUAAAUGAUUUGGAUACUCUUAUUAUAAAUAAAAAGUAUACUGAGAUCUCUAGGAACGAUCCGAGUAAUUAUCUUGAAGCUUUCUUUGGAUUUAAAAUUUUACCUAUUGCCGAAAUCGAAGCACUUGAAAUUCUUUCAUCAAAUUUUGCAGGUUUAAAAUCUUUAAGUGCAAACUUCUCGGGUAAGGCUCAGCAACGGAUAUUUUGGUGUAGUAUGAUUGGCAUUUUUAUUGAAGAUAUUCCCCAAUUGGUUAUUCAGCAAUUAAAAGCUGUCAAAAAUCGGUAA